This is a messenger RNA of Monoraphidium neglectum, 777 nucleotides long. RefSeq lists its product as hypothetical. Gene Ontology annotation, biological process: SCF-dependent proteasomal ubiquitin-dependent protein catabolic process. NCBI's taxonomy places the organism in Eukaryota, Viridiplantae, Chlorophyta, Chlorophyceae, Sphaeropleales, Selenastraceae. The record is from RefSeq and is a predicted model, not a curated record. The transcript has 5 exons. The coding region runs from base 1 to 777 and encodes 258 amino acids. Gene Ontology annotation, cellular component: SCF ubiquitin ligase complex.
AUGGCCCCAAAGAAAAAGAAGGGCAAGAAGGAGCCGGAGCUGCUCGAGCCAGAGCACGACCCCACUUGGGAGCGCAGCGUGCAGAGCGGCGUAUGGGAGCGCCCCGUCACCGCCCUACCAGACGCAAACACGUGGCCGACCUGGGGGGCCCUGAGGGAGCGGCUGCUGGCGUCGUGCAAGGAGAUCCGCAUCAUCGAGUCGCCGAGUGUGCGCGACGCUUUCGCCUCUGAGCUCUUCAGGCUUAGCCCGCCGCAGCUGCGCGCCCUCAGCCUCCGCGGCAGCGCCAACCUGCGCAGCCUGGUGCUCAGCCCGCUGGGCAGCUGCCCGGCGCUGGAGAGCGUGGACCUGGGAAGCUGCCCGUCUCUGGAAUACGUCAUGGUGCAGAGCGCGACGCUCAAAACGCUUGACCUCAGCGACUGCGGCGCUCUGACCAAGGCGCUGAUCCACUGCCCCGCCUUGUCCAACCUCAUGGUGGCGGGCUGUCCAUAUUUGGAAAAGGCAAUCAUUUGGAGCGACGCCCUCACAGAACUGGACCUCAGCGGCUCCACCAAGCUGACGCACCUGGAGCUGCACUGCCCCGCCCUGGCGGACAAGAAGGCCCCAGACGUCCCCCGCAGGCCCGCAGCCGCCCGCCCCGCGCAUGCGCCGGUGGCGUCCAUGCUCAGGGAGAACGCGAAGGACGCGGCAGCGGCGGCGGCGGACGCGCGGGAGCGGGAGUGGCGGGCGCAGCGGGGGGACAGCUGUAUCCCCGCGGUGCACAGGCCCAUGGCGGGCUGA